UCCUGCUCUCUCCUCUCCUCUCACACACACAAAGAUCCCUUUCUUUUUCUUUUUUUAGAAAGACUUGAUAAAAUCUUUUGAGGUUUUCUAAAAUCUGAUAACACACAAACACAAACCAAAAGUGAUCAAUGAAGAUGCAACACACCCAUUUUCAUGGGGCUAGUGUGUACAAUGGUUUAAAACCUCAUAAACUAACAUUCAAGAAAGCCGUGAAGAAAGUGAUGAGAGAUCGGUUAACUAAUCAGUUCAGGGUUGAGAUGGAGAACAUGGUCAGGAAAAUUGUUCGAGAGGAGCUUGAUCGUGUUAUUAAACCACAUCUCUCCUCUUCGUGGUCCCCAAUAGAGCGAUCCCGUUCGGAAACGCCGUCCUCGCGUUCACGGUUCAAGCUGCGGUUCAUCAACGCACCACCGUCUACGAUAUUCACGGGGGCCAAAAUCGAAGCUAGGGACCGUUCUCCCGUAGCGUUCGAGCUCGUGGAUACAGCCACGAAUUCACGAGUCGUCUCAGGACCGCUCUCGUCUUCUCGGGUCGAAAUAGUGCCGCUGAACGCUGACUUCACGGAGGAAAGCUGGACCGUUGACGUAUUCAAAGGGUAUAUUGAAAAGCAACGCGAAGGGAAACGUCCGUUACUCACCGGAGAUUUAACGGUGGCGCUUAAAGACGGCGUCGGAGUGAUCACCGGAGUUGUUACUUUCUCGGAUAAUUCGAGCUGGACUAGAAGUAAGAAGUUCCGGUUAGGUGCUAAACUAACCGGUGGUGGCGCCGUGGAGGCGAGAAGUGAAGCCUUUAAAGUUAAAGACCAACGUGGAGAAUCUUAUAAAAAACAUCAUCCUCCGUACCCCGGUGACGAGGUUUGGAGACUGGAGAAAUUAGCAGGCGUUUCUGCGAAGCGUUUGGCUGAGCGGAAGAUUUUUACCGUUAAGGAUUUUCGUCGUUGGUAUACGGUAGAUCCAGAGGCGCUAUACAACCUACUUGGUGGAGGGAUCUCAAAGAGAACAUAUGAAGAAGUAAUUGUAUCCCAUGCGAUGGAAUGUGUUUUGGACGAAGCAGAGUGUUACAUCUACAACACAACCGCUCUUGGCGUGUCGCUUAUCUUUAACUCUGUAUAUGAAGUGGUCAAAGUGUAUAUCAGUGAUGGCACGUUUCGAGACCCCGACCAGCUACCAGCUUAUCAGCUGGACGAGCUGAAGCGUGAAGCGUAUCAAAACCUUAGCCAGUUUAGGCCCUUUGUGGAAUAUCCACAAAGGUCCUUGCAAUGCACUCAAAGUCCUGGAUUUGGAAUUGCAUGUCCUGGAUUGUACCACAACAACUUUCAAGGAAUUUCGGAUUCCUCAGACUCUUUGAGGUCUCUUUACUUCACAGCUACAAACUCCACGAUCCAACCAGAGAACUCACCAGCCACGACGUCGUAUCACAUUGAUGGAAAAUUCAUGCAAAGAAACAGCUUCAAUGUUAGUGAACACGAUCCGGUGCACAGCGAAUCACAAACUGUAGCGACAAGAGAUUUUAUCGAGAAUGACGAGAAUAAUUUUGCUUAUCAUCAACAUCAUGACUUUCCCUUGAACUGGUCGCCUGGUGCAGCGGAUGUGGAGCAACAAUUGAAUAGUUUUUGUGUUAGCGUGUCUGGCACGGAAGAAGCUGGAACGUACGAUGUUAACAUUAAUGUGGGAUCUCCAAGAGGCAGGUGGUGUAAGGUCAAGGCAGCCUUUAAGAUCCGAGAAGUUUGGAAACUCACAACUGCCAGAAAACGAGGGAAGGCUUGUAAGAAGCCUUGUCUACUCUAUUAGAUACAGAGGUUUCGAUUCUUAUACGGUGCAUGAAAGAUGUGUAUGUUGUGUAUGUGUGUGAAUUCAUAUUCUUUCCUUUUGAUAGAAUAGGGUUAGUAAAAUGGAUCCCGGCCAUUGACUGUUUCCAAUGGUUCAAUAAGUACUGGGGAUUAGUCUUUGUGUAUACCAUGUUUGAUAUGUAAUCUCUACGAAAAAGGCUAUACUGUAUAUGUAACCAAAUCAGUUUACA
This is a messenger RNA of Brassica oleracea var. oleracea, 2016 nucleotides long. Its product is annotated as calmodulin-binding protein 60 G-like. The record is from RefSeq and is a predicted model, not a curated record. Gene Ontology annotation, molecular function: sequence-specific DNA binding; calmodulin binding; DNA-binding transcription factor activity. The transcript has 6 exons. Gene Ontology annotation, biological process: regulation of salicylic acid biosynthetic process. Gene Ontology annotation, cellular component: nucleus. Lineage: Eukaryota; Viridiplantae; Streptophyta; Magnoliopsida; Brassicales; Brassicaceae. The coding region runs from base 129 to 1787 and encodes 552 amino acids.